AUGGAGGAGCAGCAACAAGAUGAUGAAUUUAUGAUGUAUAGAUUCAAAGUGGAGCGUUGUUAUGAAACUUCUUCUCAUUAUUUUAGUGAAUGUUCCUUUGUUCAUCCUGGGGAAAACUUAAAGCGCCGUGAUCCGAAGCAAUAUAAUUACAGUUAUCUCCUUUGUCAUGCAUUUCAGAAAUCUGGAUCAUGCUGGAAAGGGGAUGCAUGUGAAUAUGCACAUGGUGCUUUUGAGUCCGGGCUGCAUCCUAGUCGAUACAGAACAAUGUAUUGCAGAAAUGGAACUGAAUGCAGAAGAGAAGUUUGCUUCUUUGCUCACAAUCAUGAGGAACUUCGCCCGUUGAAUGCUACUACCAGUUCUGCUUUGCCUCCACCUACAUUUUAUUCAAAUUCACCAAGUGCUUCUGCAAUGGUUCCUUUCACAUUGAGCUCUCCGUAUGCUUUGAUACAAUCUUCAUCAAUGCCACCUUGGACACCGUCUGCAAUAUCAUAUCCUGCAGGAAGAACCAUGUGGCCGACUCCGACUCAAAUUCGUACUACAGUCCCUACACCUCAGAUGCCGAGCAACAGCUUGAAUGCUAGAGAUAAUACUCAUCUGGACAUGAAAUUUUUCGAAUAUCACAAUAUGCCAAAUCUAAUGAUGGAAGGGUCAAGUAGGCUUGCUGGAGUGAAUCCUACUAACCUUGAAGGCUAUUUUGGGUCAUCGAUACAAUCUCCGACAGCAAUGCAGGGGUAUCAGAAUGUGAACCAACAACUUCAGAGAUAUCCUUCUCAACUUACCAAUUCUAAUGUGGUUAGAUCACAACAGUUCAGGUUUUAUCCAAUUUUGAAUUCAAGAUAUGAUGCCCUUUCGAAGCAGAGCCAGAACUUUAUCGAGAGCAGCAGCAUGGCGAGCUUUAAUUCCAUGCUUCCAGAUGCUACCUCAGUUACAUUGGAGCCUUCAACUUCCUUCUCUGGUUUGCGCUCUCGUGAUAGAAAAUUAGAAUUGGGCGACACUAGCAACACUUCAACAAUGGCUGCUGCAUCAAAUGUUGAUGAGCCGGAUGUAGGUUGGGUUGAUGAACUUGUGGAUUGA
Medicago truncatula (barrel medic) is the source of this 1074-nucleotide messenger RNA. RefSeq names its product zinc finger CCCH domain-containing protein 47. Bases 1 to 1074 code for a protein of 357 amino acids. The transcript has a single exon. Lineage: Eukaryota; Viridiplantae; Streptophyta; Magnoliopsida; Fabales; Fabaceae. The record is from RefSeq and is a predicted model, not a curated record. Gene Ontology annotation, molecular function: metal ion binding.